This is a messenger RNA of Knipowitschia caucasica, 273 nucleotides long. NCBI's taxonomy places the organism in Eukaryota, Metazoa, Chordata, Actinopteri, Gobiiformes, Gobiidae. The record is from the annotation of a GenBank genome assembly.
AUGAAUGGAUAUUUCUCCCACAAACACAGCUCAGUGGACUUUGUGAUUAACCUGAGGACUGAACCUAAACAGGAUUUGUGGAUUGGAUUGUACAAGCACAAAGGGUCCUGGACGUGGAUCAACGAUGUGGUAGUUACAGGUUACAGGGCCUGGAGAAUUGGAGUCUUACCUUCUCAUGCAGCAGAAGGAUCAGCUGCUUUUAUGGUGGAGGACGGAACCUGGAACUACACCAAAGAAGGACAUAAGGGCUAUGUGUGUGAACUAAAGCUCUGA